UCUUCCAAGUAAAGCGCAGAAAACCGCUUUUGGAAUCUCAGUCACAGCUUGUGGAGUUGGUCAUGGAGUCAUCUAUAUCCUCAUAUUCUCCUUCUUUUUGGAAUUAUCUGGCUCUAUAUUUUUUCCGCCCUCUCCUUGCUAUUACCUUCGUUCUCUCCUUAAUCCUUCUGGGGUGGUUUUUCGCAUGGAAGUUGGUCCUGGUUCACGUUCCGCUGGUGCAGGAGAUUUUUGGUUUGCGCAAGAAGCCCGUGAAGCCAAAGCCUGCAACUCGCGGAAGGCUUUCUCGAAUCUACGAUGGCGUUGAUUCUCGAAACUUGGCUUCUGGGUGAAAGAAAGGGGAAUAUAGGGGAAACUCAACUAUCCAUCAUUCAACCCGCCAUGCACACUAAUCCACUUACCACCAAGACAACAC
Molecule: messenger RNA, 412 nt
Organism: Telopea speciosissima
Lineage: Eukaryota; Viridiplantae; Streptophyta; Magnoliopsida; Proteales; Proteaceae
Exons: 3
Coding region: 63-329 (88 amino acids)
Source: RefSeq, a predicted model, not a curated record